UCUGCAACCAAAAAAAAAGACAAAUCUUCUGGCUUCAUUAAUCAUCAAUCCGUCUAAUUGCUGAAUAUAUCCACAAGUAAUACAUAUCAUCCAUCAAUUCUUCAGUACUACUCUCAAUGUCGUCGUUCUGUCGCCAAGUGUUGAUGUCCCUCAUGAUCAUUUGCGCAAGUUUUCAACUCAUAUUGGGUUCUUCCUUCGAGUUUCAAGUCGGGGACCAUAUGGGCUGGUCCGUCCCCCGUUCUAAGGACACCAAGUUCUAUAACGAUUGGGCCUCCGAGAAAAGGUUCAAACUCGGCGACUCCAUUCUGUUCAAGUACAGGAAAGAUUCGGUGAUGGAAGUUGGGGAGGCGGAGUACAAGCAGUGCAACUCGACGCAUCCGAUAUUCUUCUCCAACACCGGCAACACCGUCUUCCAUCUUGACCGGUCCGGCUACUUUUACUUCAUCAGCGGCGCGGCGGGCCAUUGUAGUAAAGGCCAGCGCAUGAUUGUUAAGGUUUUAGGGAAUGAUCCAUUUCAUCCGCCUUCUUCUCAAAAAUCUUCUUCUUCUGCCACAAUAUCAUCAAUAUCCCUUGCUAUCUUCAGCUUUGUGCUUCUGCUCCCCGUUGUUGCCUCCGUCAACUUCUUGUUUCUUUCCCUUUGUAAUAGUUAUAAUCUCUUUUAGUUCAGUUUGGGUUUCUUUGGGGUUGUUUUUUUUUUUUUUUCAAUUAUGUUUUUUUCCAUAAUUCGUUUGAUACAUCGAUAUUGUUCUACUAAGUGUUUCCCGUUUCCUUUUCAUUUUGUGAAAUUAGUAAACUGUAG
Oldenlandia corymbosa var. corymbosa is the source of this 799-nucleotide messenger RNA. NCBI's taxonomy places the organism in Eukaryota, Viridiplantae, Streptophyta, Magnoliopsida, Gentianales, Rubiaceae. The record is from the annotation of a GenBank genome assembly.